AUGGGCACGGCGGGAGGUGCAGCGGUGGCAUCAGCUCCUCUGCUGAGGCCGCGGUUCACCUGCUCGCGCGGGGGCCGCAGGGGCGGAUCUGUCGAUGGGCAGUUCUCCACGGCUCACUGGCUCGCUCCCCCCGCAUCAGAUGUGAUGAGCAGGCUGUGUGCGAGUGGGCCCCGGAGUGGCACCAGCGCGCUCUCGCGCCCCGGUGCGUUAUACAGAAGUCGCCAGAGGCGGAUGGGCACGGCGGAGGAUGCAGUGGUGGCAUCAGCUCCUCUGCUGAGGCCGCGGUUCACCUGCUCGCGCAGGGGCUGCAGGGGCAGAUCUGUCGAUGGUCACUUCUCCACAGCUCACUUGCUCGUUCCCCGGCAUCAGGUGUGA
Messenger RNA from Prorocentrum cordatum, 375 nucleotides. NCBI's taxonomy places the organism in Eukaryota, Dinophyceae, Prorocentrales, Prorocentraceae. The record is from the annotation of a GenBank genome assembly.